Messenger RNA from Gaeumannomyces tritici R3-111a-1, 4413 nucleotides. RefSeq lists its product as hypothetical. The record is from RefSeq and is a predicted model, not a curated record. The coding region runs from base 125 to 3898 and encodes 1257 amino acids. Lineage: Eukaryota; Fungi; Ascomycota; Sordariomycetes; Magnaporthales; Magnaporthaceae. The transcript has a single exon.
GCUGCGGUUGUCGUCGAGACGGGCAGACUCUGCAUCCCCCCUUUCGAGGUUUCGUCGCAGAGAUACAACUGAUACCACAACCGCGCAACGACUACCACGACUGCUGUCCCAUGAGCCUCUCAGCAUGGCUCCGGCCGCCAUCCCGACUACUGCGCCGGCCCUGUCCCCGAUCAUAGAGGAGGUCGCCUGUGGCCCUGAGGCCCCUCCUCUGGCGGUCAGGGUGCAGGUGCACUUCGCCGACCCCUUGGUUCGCGAUGCCCACCACCCCUACACUCGAGACUACGCCAGCUCCGAUGCCCUCAGCCCGACCAAGCGCCUCUGCAAGGGCCUCGUUCGCCGCAUUGAGCACUGCAGCGAGGAGCUCAUCACCCGCCGCGAUCCCACGGCGCUCCUGCAAAGGCUUCCCGGCCAGGCCCCGAAGGAGCUGCGCUACGAGCUGGUCUUCACCGUCCUGCAGCCCAACGAGGUCUUCGCCCACCGCACAUUCCAGUCCUACCAGCGCGAGCCCCUGUCGCAAGAAUCCGCCAGCGAGAUAUUACUCGCGACCCAUCGCAUGGUCGGCCUCUUUCUGAGGCAACACGACAAGGGCUUCAGGUGGACCAACGAGCCCGCUGGCGACCACCGCUAUAUCAACCGCCUCAUCUCGUCCUCGCUGCUGAGCAUCGGCGAGCCCCUGCCACUCGGAUGCGUCCCUCCAUCCCACUUCCUCGAGGAUUCCCAGACCUUCCAGUUCUCGCCCGGCUACAGCAUAGAGUUCUCCUUCAAGAGCUCUAGCCAAUUGCGCAAGCAGAACGAGUGGUCGCGGACCCUGUCCAUAAAGAGCGGGCAGGAUGCGCCCCUCAACCUGUCGCUGAGCGAAAACCUGCUCUGGGCUGCUUCCGAGAUCGUCAACACGGCCCUGGGAGCCAAGAAGCGGGAGCUAGACUUUGAACACAACUCUUGCGAAUGGCUCGAGGGCCCCGUCCAGUGCAAACACUUCGAGGAGAGCGCGCUCGAGAUCGAGAUCAGGCUUGAGAAUAGCCUGGGGCCGGUUUACGAGCACCUCAACCGCCGCAUCUUCACCAAGCUCGCCAUGUUCCGUGACGCCGAAGGCGAGGACUGCUUCUACUUCCUGCGCGACGUGCAGGCUGGGCUCUCACGCCUGCGCAACAAGGCCGACGAGCAGAUCUCGCAGACAAACGACUUCGAGUUGCGGGUGCUAGAGCUCAGGGGCCCCGGGUGGAGGGUCGAGCGCCCGGCCCAGUUCACCCUGGACAGCGCUGUGACCUACUCCCAGCGCAGCAUCGAGGCGAUCCUCGAGCGCGUGCAGAGCGGAAUCGCCGACCUGCUGCGGGGCGAAGACGCCGCCGUCCACCUCACUGCGUACAAGCGUGGUCAUCUCAUCCUCGAUAAGGCCCUCGUCGCUCGUGACGACGGUCGGAGGCCCAAGACGCCUGCAAUGCCGCGGGAUAUCGAGGCUGAGAAGAAGGCUCUGGUAUCUCGUUUGGAGAGCCAGAUACAGCAGGAUCUGGAUAGGAUCCUCAAGGAUACCUGCUCGCUCGACGACGUCUCCGAGUCCGACUCGGAUGGAGAGUCGAACUUCAAGGCGCACAUGGAGCUGAUGCAACCCAUCGAGAUUUCGGCAAACACGAUGGCAAACCCGCCAGUCAAGAAGGCCAUGGCUGUAUCCACAACCCCGACCUCAACUCCCCCUAGGCGCGCCUUCGUCGGAGUCGACAAGCCAACUGGGCCUCCCAUCCUGGACACAGCGCGCCCGAUGACUCCUGUCGCCCAAACGCCACGCAGUCCUGUCGCCCAAACGCCGCGCAGUCCUGCCACACAGCUCGGCGAGCCCUUCACUCCCGUUUCUGCCAAGUCCCUGUCGCGGGUCUUCCCUUUGGUGCCCGCCAAGUAUACUCUUGGUUACUCGCGGGCCAGCAGCGACAUGACCCUCACAGGUAGCAUUGACGAGAUCACGGUGCACUCGGACGCCGAGGACGAUGAGGAGCUACAAAAGCGACCUGCUGUCGUCGAUGCAGAGAUGCUGUCAGAAGUUGACUCGUCUGGAGUUGUCCCGCCGGUCACGGUUGACAUCGCUAUUCCGGAGCAGGCGAUUACCCAAGCCGAUCAACAAUCCGUGUCCGACAGUGACUCAAAGUACUCCCAAGACGAAGUCCUAGCGUCGGCAGAGCUCGAAGAGAAUGCUGUCAAGAGAUCCGUCUUUUCCAACGAUCCUGCCGAUUCUGUGAUCGGAGAGGAUGAGGCGGCACCUGUAUCCCCCCAGAGCACCCGUCCCAACACCGCUGAGGGCGACGCCCCCGUCGAGCGGCUUCCCAAGUCUCCCGUAACUCCCGAGCCGGAGGUCAAAGAGGAGUCGGGAGCAACCAGUCUUGUUCUACAUGACACCAACAGGCCUCUGUACUCGUCCUUUAUGAGCUACGAGUCGUCGGUGCCCUCGACCCCAGGACUGAGUCAAGGAGACGAGUCCUCUCCGAGGCACAGCCUCCUCAUCACGCCGACCUUCUUGAGGACGCUGUCUGGAGCUGUCCGUCCCAUCAUUGUCGGCGACAUCGACAAGGAGGACGCGGGUGCCGCGUACGGCAACUCUGACGAUGAGGUUAUGGAAGACUCACCGACGGCAGACAGGCUGGCUAUGAGCAAACGUAACCUCCAGGCGGAGCUUGCGGCCGCCGGGUCUGGUCUUAGCGACGAACACGGCUUCUCUCAGAGCAAAGCUACUUUUGACUUUGAGAGCAUGGAUGGCGAGAGCAUCAUUGCCGCAUCCGGAAUCCUGCCGCAGAUCGACGAGGUACCGACCGAGGAGGAAGCCUCCGACUGUGGCGAAUCAUCGCCCAUCGCCGCGGAGACAAAGGAAGUCGCAUCCCUGGCCAUACCGACACUUGCCACACCGGCGACGGUAUCCGAUAUCAAGAUGUCGGAUGCCCCGGCCGAGAAGAACCCCGAAACCGUACCUGUGGUGGAGUCUCAAGAGACGGCACCGCCAAUCGCCCCCGUCUCGGCCGCGCCGGCUGCCGACGAGCCUGUUCAAAUUGCCGAUCUUGAAAAGGAAUUUGGCGACACUGCCUCAGUGUCGUCUCAGGACUCGGCAAACACGACCCCUGGAGGGGCAGAUGUGCGCCCGGCCACGCCCAUCUCGGAGGCUCUAGGUAGCCCAACCACUCCCCGGGCGAUUUUGCAGGAGAGAAACGCCAUCACCCCGCCCAGCCCGGCCCUCGCUCCUAAGGGGCGCGCCAGCUCCGAUGCCUGGGAGGACCGCGACAGCCUGCAGGGCAGAGACUCGGUCGACACGUUCAGGUCUGAGAACGGUAACGAGGAGGUGACCGAGUCGCCGAAGACCCCGCCGACGCGCCGUAAGUCCUUUUCGACCACGACCUACCUUGGCCUCCACCAGGAGGGCAUGGGUCUCGGAUUCGGUCUACGGGACACAUUGGUAGCCCCGAACCACUGGCCCGACGACACCGACUCGUCAGCCCCCGGCUGGCUGACCGCCGCCGCCGCCGUCGCCGAAGCGGCCGCCGUCGUCGCAGGGCCGGCCACUCGACGCACCCCGACCACCCCGGCCACUCCGCGUCCCCUCCUCAGCACUCGGUCCUCCUCCAAGGGGCUCAAAGUGCUGCGGCCACAGGUCGUGCACAGGCACACCACGAGCUCGGUCAACGGCUCGGCUACCAAGCCGCCCCUGCUCAAGAGGCUGCCCAAGGGCGCCAGGAGGCGGACCAAGUCGUCGUCGGCCACGGCGGUGCUUGGGGGCCGCAAGCAGCACUUCGAACAGGACUACGCGUCGUCGACCGACCAGGAAGACGACGGGUACGAGACCGACGACGGCGGCGUCAUGCUGCCCCGCUUCAUGAUGCUGUUUGCCAGCAUGGCUGUUGCCUCGCAGGUGCUGCAACACUAGGCUCAUGCCUGGGUUUGGUUUACCGCAUACCCCCCAUAUACAUCCCUUUUUCCUUGCCUUACUCUGCUUUGUCGCGAACACGCUGGAUAUAGUCUGCUUUCUUUUUUCCUUUUCUUUUUUUUGUUACGACACGACCUGCGCUUGGUUACGAUUCCCCACAUCACGUAGAAUGGAGAGAAAAAAAUGAGAUACGACGGGCCUCAAGGUCAUGCCGUUUGAUUGAAUGGAUAGAGAUGCAAAUCACGAUGACGAACGAACGCGGGGGGAAUGGGAGAGAGAGGCAAGUUUGAAUUUUCGAACAGUCGCUUGGCUUUUUUUCGGCCAUGGAAGCCUCGGGUCUUUGGGUACCCAGCAAUUUGGAUCUGAGUGUACAUAUUCGUUCAUACUUUUUACCCCAUUUACUGCGUCAACCUCGGCGGCAACGAUGGAGGUUCGGCAUCUUGAUGAGCAAUCUACAGGGCCCCGCUAAUGACCACGUUUCUUUGUGCCAACACACCGAAUUUACUGCAUCGCAA